AUGCGGAAACGACAUCCGCGGGAAAGUCGAGUAAGAACCGAGGAAGAAUACCGAGACGUCCAAGGGAUGUUCGGAGAAUGUCCGGGAAAAGAUCAAGAUGACCGAAGAGAAUCAAGAAGGUUGGGGAUGGUCGAGAAAAUUGUCCGAGGAGUCGAGAAAAUUGACCGAGAAGCCGAGAAAAGUAGUCCGGGGAAUACCGGAAGUCUGAGAGACCAAGAAAAGAGUGUCCGAGAACUAUCGGGAGAACCGAUACGGUCCGGGAAAUGUCGAGAGGAACGUCCGGGUGAGACCGAAGAAUGCCGAGAGAUGGGUUAUGUCGAGAAACGUCGACCGAGAGACGGUCGAGAGAGACCGAGAGAGUUUGUCGAGAAAGACCGAGAGAGAUUGUCGAAAGACAGAUCGAGAGAGAUCGAGAGGGAGAUCGUCGACGCUACGUCAAAAGAAGACCGAGAAAAGAAGGAGUUUUCUGUCGAAGACUUCAUCGACAACGAACCGGUGUUAGUGUCGAAGAGAUCAUCGAGAAAAUACGGUGAUUGUGUCGAAGAAGAAAGACCCAGAGGAGAAGCGGUUGUGUCGAGAAAGAAAAACCAAGAGACGAGACGCGGUUUUGAUCGAGUGAAGCCGAGAAACAAAGUUGGUUGCGGAACGAAGCGGUCGAAGAAGCGGGGAGCUGUCGACGCGAAAACUGUCUGA
Molecule: messenger RNA, 693 nt
Organism: Camelina sativa (false flax)
Lineage: Eukaryota; Viridiplantae; Streptophyta; Magnoliopsida; Brassicales; Brassicaceae
Source: RefSeq, a predicted model, not a curated record